AUGAAAAUGAACUCAUCAUUUUUAUCUCUAUUAUUCUUGCUAUUCUUCAUCCACUCCUCAUCAGCAGCUAAAUGUCAAACUUCAGACAGAUCUGCUCUGUUACAGUUCAAGAACACCUUCGUUUCUGAUCCAUCUUGCUCAGGCUUACCUUCAGUGGUUGCUUCUUGGGGUGAAACAGAUGAUUGCUGUUCAUGGGAUGGUGUCGAAUGCAGCAACUUGACUGGAAAUGUUAUUGGACUUAACCUUGCCGGCGGCUGUCUUUAUGGUUCUGUUGACUCUAACAACAGCCUCUUUAGACUAGUUCAUCUUCAAACACUUAUUCUUGCUGACAACAACUUCAAUCUCUCUCAAAUCCCUUCAGGUAUUGGGCAACUUUCUGAUUUGAGGCAGCUGGAUCUUGGUAAUUCUAGAUUUUUUGGACCAAUCCCUUCAGCAAUUUCAAGGUUGUCUAAGUUAGAAAAUCUUCGUUUAAGUCGGGUUAAUAUAUCUUCUGCUGUUCCUGAUUUUCUUGCAAAUAUGUCUUCUUUGAUGUCUCUUAGCUUAGGAGAAUGUGAGUUGAAUGGAAAUUUUCCUCAGAAAAUUUUUCACUUACCAAAUUUGCAACUUCUUGUAAUUCCUUACAAUCCAAAUCUCUCUGGUACUUUCCCUGAGUUUAACUAUAAUAGUUCUCUUCAGAGGAUAUGGGUUGAAAAAAGUUCAUUUCAUGGUGAAAUACCUUCUUCCAUUGAAAAUCUUAAGUCCUUGACUUCUUUGAAGUUGGGAAAUUGUAGUUUUUCUGGGAUAGUUCCUGAUUCACUUGGUAAUAUUACUGGACUACAGGAGUUGGAACUUCAUUUAAACAACUUUAGCGGUCAAAUUCCUUCCUCGCUCGAACGCCUAACUGAGCUGAAUCGUGUGUUUCUUAGCUAUAAUGAGUUUAGUAAUGCAACUUUGUCUUGGGUUGGUAAUCAGAAGAAGCUUGUUUUCUUGGCUCUUUCUGGUAUUAAGUUAGGUGGUACUCUUAUGCCUUCUCUUGGAAAUUUGACUAACAUGGAACAGCUACUUUUGGGUGAAAAUGAAUUGACGGGUGAGAUUCCAUCUUGGAUUGGAAAUAUGGCAAUGUUAACUGAUCUUCAUCUGUAUGGAAACAAGUUGACUGGUUCAAUCCCCAAGUCUUUAUCUCAACUUACCAAUCUGAAGCAUCUUUAUCUUCAGUAUAAUUACUUGAAUGGGACUGUGGAGUUGAGCAUGUUUUUGAAACUCGAGAACCUUACCGAACUCCACCUAACUGCCAAUGAUAUAGCGGUUAUUGACGAUCAAGUUGGUAGCCGAAAUGUAACUCUUCCAAAGUUCAAUCUUUUAGGACUUGGAUCCUGCAAUUUAACUCAUAUUCCAACAUUUCUUGAGAAUCAGAAUGAGUUAGAGGUAUUAGAACUUGGACAGAACAAUAUUCAAGGCCAAAUACCUAAAUGGAUGUGGAGCAUGAGUAGAGAAAGUUUGAAGGUUUUGAACUUGAGUCACAAUGCGCUGACAGGCGUAGAAGAACCUCGAGAUGCUCUUCCUUGGGUUAAUCUCUAUGUCUUGGAUCUCUCUAAUAACAAGUUAGGAGAAUCACUUCCAAUUCUACCAGCCAUAUGUAAACUAAGUUCACUUGUAGCUCUUGAUUUGUCAAGUAAUCUAAUGAGUGGUGUGCUUCCACAAUGUAUUGGCAAUUUCAGUUCUUUGGAUAUUAUGAAUUUUAGACAGAACUUGCUUCAUGGAACUGUUCCUGAUAGCUUCAGAAAAGGGAGCAAAUUAAGGUUCCUUGAUUUCAGUCAGAAUCAGUUGGAAGGUCAAGUGCCAAGAUCGUUAGCCAAUUGCAAGAUUUUGGAGAUCAUCGACUUGAGUGACAAUCAGUUUACUGAUGGUUUUCCCUAUUGGAUUGGAGCUCUUCCCAUGUUAAGACUUCUAAUACUUCGGUCCAACCACUUCCAUGGAAAAAUUGAAGAGCCUGAGACCAAUACCGAGUUCCCAAUGUUACGAAUUGUCGAUUUCUCUUACAACAACUUUUCAGGUAAUCUCCCUCUGAGGUAUAUAACUAAUUCAAAAGGUAUGAAGAUUUUCAACACAACUGCUUCAACAUAUCGAAACACAUUUGUAACCUUCUCAUUCGACUAUGUUUGGGCUCUUGAAUUUUUCUAUUCCACCACAAUAACCAUCAAAGGUAAUCAAAGAGACUACUCAAGAAUCCAAGAGGUUUUUACAAGUAUCGAUCUCUCGAGCAAUAAAUUUGAAGGUGAAAUAUCAAAUGUUGUCGAAAAUCUAAAAGGUCUUCAAUCUCUCAACCUUUCCCACAACAUUCUUACUGGCCCCAUCCCACCAUCGAUGAAAAGCAUGGCUCGACUUGAAUCUUUGGACCUUUCACACAACCAACUUUCAGGACAGAUACCUCAACAACUCUCAUGGCUUAAUUUCCUCGCAAUAUUUAAUGUCUCUUACAACAACCUCUCUGGUCCAAUACCACUAGGGAACCAAUUUAACAAUGUUGACAACAGUUCGUUCAUCGGGAAUGUGGGAUUAUGUGGAGAUCCAUUGUCAAAGAAAUGUGGAGAUUUGAAGCCACCUUCAUCAGGCUUUGAUGAGGGUGAAGAUGAAGGAUCUUUUCACAUUGGAUGGAAGACAGUGUUGAUUGGAUAUGGAUGUGGAGUGUUGGUUGGAAUGAUUGGUGGAAACUUCAUUCUUACAAGGAAGCAAGAUUGGUUUGCAAAGACCUUCAAAAUUCAAAUGCUCAAAAACUGGGAGGACUCUAGAUGA
Molecule: messenger RNA, 2772 nt
Organism: Cucumis sativus (cucumber)
Lineage: Eukaryota; Viridiplantae; Streptophyta; Magnoliopsida; Cucurbitales; Cucurbitaceae
Product: receptor-like protein 7
Exons: 1
Coding region: 1-2772 (923 amino acids)
Molecular function (GO): protein binding
Source: RefSeq, a predicted model, not a curated record